CCUACAGAGAGUGCCGGCUCUGGGGCUCUUCACCCCGCGCCCUCUGGCCUUCCAGCUGGGAAGACAGACUCCAUCUCCCUGCGGCUAAACAUGAGCUCAUGGAUGCCCUGAGGCGGCCGGGGCCAUUUCGGGCAGUCCCUCCUGAGGCCUGGCCUGACUGCAGGGAGGAGCCUGGGUCCUGGGUGAGGACCCCCAGCCCGCCCACGUGGACCGCAGGCCAGGAAGACCAGGACGGGGGCAGCUCCGCGUCCUCCGUGUCAUCGGGCCGCCUCUCAGGCUCCUCUGGUGGCCAUGAACCCUGCUUCCCUCCCCGAGGGCCCUGGAGGGAGCGGCCGCCCCAGGCUCCGGGCCACCAGCGGCAGCCCAGAAAGAGAGACCCCCGGCUAGAGCAGCUGAGGGACAAGAUCCGGGCCCAGGCCCAGUGGCAGGGGAGCUGCGCCUCCCUGGGCACCUCGGUGCCCUCCAGCACCCCACGCUUCUCCAAAGCCCCCGCUGUGGCACUCCCGAGGAAGAGCCGCAAGGUGACCAGCGCCCUGGCAGUCCCAGUUCCCUGGGAAAACGCCAAGAGGAUGAAAAGCAGUUCUUAUAAAACCGAGAAGGCCUCCAGACUGCCCGUCCCCAGCAGAGCUGCCAAAAGCAAAGAUUCUGAGUUGGUUGGCGUUUACGCCUGGCGGAGAGGACAAGCACUGGUACGGUCGCUGCUGGGGCCCCCUCCGGCCCGCCCCAGGCUCCAGAGCAAGCCACCCUCCAGAGAGCCCGCCCCCGCUGCCGACUUAGGAGCUGAUGAGAGAGCCCCAGCCGCCGAGGGCUCCCCCGGCUCCCCCUGGUCGUCCAGGCCCACCUCUGCUCACAGUGACCAGCUGGCUUCCCGCAAGCCACCGGCGACCGUCCACAACGCUCUGGCCAUCCUCCAGGACCUGCGCCAGCAGAUUCAGGCUGGGCUGGAGAUGGCUCAGCACCCCAGGGGCGCGCGGAGGCCGAAGCCACAGAACCCAUCCGGGAGGAGGCAGCCGGGCCUCCCCAGCGCCCAGGCCGCACAGAGCGCCUCUCCCAAGAGCCCGUGGACUGUGGCGACCGAGGGGACACGGUCCUCUUUAGGCCGAGCUAGGAGCUUCCACAGCCAGAGGCCCUGGAGCUUGCUGGCUGAAAGAAAGCCCAGUCUACAGAGGGCCUCGAGGUCCAGGACCCCAGACCCAUCCUUCCCAAGGCCCAGGGGCCCUGCCGAGGGAUCAGGCCUGUUUCCUGAGCGCCCCUGGAGUGCCCUGGCUGGACAGGCCUAUCCGCAGAAGAACCGGGCAGCCCAAGGCCAGGACUUCUACCGAAGGCCCAGGAGCCCUGCCGAGGGGCUGAGCCAAAGGCCUGGGAGCCGAAGGCCCGGGAGCCCUGCCGAGCGGCUGAGCCGAAGGCCCGGUAGCUCUGCGGAGGGGCUGAGCCAAAGGCCUGGGAGCUCUGCGGAGAGGCUGAGCCGAAGGCCCCGGAGCCCUGCCGAGGGGCUGAGCCGAAGGCCCCGGAGCUCUGCGGAGAGGCUGAGCCGAAGGCCCCGGAGCCCUGCCGAGGGGCUGAGCCAAAGGCCCCGGAGCCCUGCUGAGGGGCUGAGCUCCUCCGGGCGGCCUCCCAGCCCCCUGAGCCCCUGGGCAACUUAUGAAGACCGGAAGGUUCACGUCUCCAGACCCUGGAGCCCUCUGGAAAGACCUGGCCUCUCCCCCAAGCCCUCCUGGAGCAGCUCCUUCCUGCAGAAGGCAGGGCCCCCUCCCUGGAGAGCCAAGCAGGCCUGGCCGAGGCCCCCCCGGGGGCAGGACAUGCCCCGUCCCAGGCCGCAGAAGGCUGUGGAGCAGCCCCACAGCUCCGAGUCCUUACGAGACUUCAUGCGCCGCAAGGCCCAGGCCCGGCAGCAGCAGGCCCUGGAGCAGAAGGCCAGGGCAGCCCACACACUGGACCUGAGGAACCAGAGGCUGCAGGAGGUGUACCAGAAGCAGAGGGAGGCCAUGCUGGGCAAGGCGUUCCCCCUGGUCUCCCAGACGAAGCCUAGCAUCGUGACCUUUGUUCCCAGUUCUGCACAGGCUGGGGAUUUAGAAGUCCCUGGGAGCCUGGGUUUGCAGGAGUGGAGCAAGGUGACAUCUGGCAAGGUGCUGGGGGACCAGGAGGCCCCAGGCAGCUUCUGUCUGUGUUUGAACAGAGCCUGGAACCGUGCCGAGACCCCAGACUCCAGAGGCCGCCUGGACAGCAUGAGUGGCGCCCCGCUGCUGCCGUCCACCGCCUCCUGGGCCCACCCAAAGCUCGAGGACCUGCCCCAGAGGCUGUGCAUCUAUGUGGAGCCCUGGGAGGCUGAGGCCCUGGGCCGGUCCCCCCUGCAGUUCCAUUACAAACAGGCCCGGCUGCAGGCGCUGGAGACCAUGGCCGACGUCCUCAAGCAGCGCAUCGACAUCCUGACCGCCAAGCUGCGCCGGACGGAGUCGCCGGACACUGGCAGGAGCCUGGCCUCGGAUCGGCCCCGCUCGGGGCCCGGCACGGUGCCCGCCACCCCCACUCUCGCUUCCUCUGCUCCCAGUGGGGGAAGAGCGGCGUCCGCGGACGCGGUGCGUGUGCAGCCCCGGUCCCUCCUCCCUGCCGCCUGCUUCCCAGACGCUGAGACGCCGCCAUGGAGCUCGAGGUGGGAGCCACAGAGCCCGAGCGCGCCGGCCUACCUCCAGAGCCAGGCCAAAGACAUCCCGGACGAGGAUGAGUGGGAGCUGGAGAAGAGGCCGCGGGGGGCGUCAGCCCCGCUCCAAGCCCUCAGCACCUACACACGGAGCUCCUCCAGGACACCAGCCACAGUGAACCCCACCAGCUCCUCCCUUUGGCUGGAGGAAGUGCCAUCAGCCAGAGCAGCAGGCUUGGUAACGCCCUGGACGGGCCCGAGCUGCGGUCAGCAGGAGCGGCGUCCUGAACACCCGCCCGGAGGCCGGUUCCUAGCCAAGCUGCGGCUCAAGUCCCGGAGCUUCCUCCAGUCCCUGAAGCUAGACCAGCAGAAGCAGGAGACAGCUCUGAGCCUUCUACGGCAGCGGGCCGAACAGGAGGUCUGGGAAACGCAGAUGGCGCUGGAAGGACUGCUCUUCAAACACCAGCUGGAGGAGCUGAUGCAAAGACAUUCAGCCCAGGCCAGCCUAGGAAAGGCUUUGACGCUGGAAGAACCGCAGCCCUGCGGGGGCUCAAAGCCUGUGACAGCUAGACCCAGAUCAGUGCCAGCCCCGGGCAGAGUCGCCAGGCCAUCCUCCCAGAGUCCCGCGGCUACGCCUAGGAGCAGGGCAGGCUUGGCGCCAUCUGCAGUGUCCAAGGGCUUCAGGGUGGCCAUGGUGGAGCAGAGCCUGCACGAAGAGGAGCUGCACGCCCGGCACCAGGCUUCGCUGCUGCGCCUGCGCGAGCUGGCGCUGGAGGAGAAGGAACGUACCGAGCUGGCCUGGCUGGACCACCAGGGAGGGUGUCUGGAGAUCAAGGGGGAGAAAACAGCUGAGCUGUCCGAGAGGAAACAGCAAGCCAUCAGCAAGCUGGAGAAAGAGCGGAGGGAAGUCCGAUACCUGAAAAACUGUUCCCUGGCCACGCACCAAGGCAGGAAGCAGCUCCUACAGUGUCAGAAAGCCAUCCUGGAAGCACAGAGGUCUGUUGCCCAUCUGCGGCAGGAGCUCCAGGCUCUGGCCCAGAGUCCCAGCGGCAGAGUCAAGGGCGUCUUGAAGGGGAGCCCCAAGACAAGCCAGCAACCAAAGAGGGCACUGUGCCUCCUGCCACCGCCCGACCAGCAGCCUCCAAGGAGCCUCCAGAGCUCAGCGGCCACACAUCCCCACUCUGAGCAACAGGCGACCCCGCCCCAGACAACGUGGGAGGCAGAUGGCCACCCACAGCCAAGAGGGGAGGACACCCCCGAGGCCAGCAGCCCACAGGUGAAGAGUGCCAAGCAGGCCAGCCAAGCGUGGGAGGAGCAGCCUCGCGUCCCUCUGCACUCAAGUUCUCCGGACGUUGGACAGCUGCCAGGCCCGGACUUUCCCGCCAUCCAGGCAGCAGGGAGUCCCCCAGCCCAGCCCAGGCCACAGGAGGCCAAGGACCUGCCCCCAGGAGACCCCGCCACCAAGCCCCGCCCCUCCUCAGCGGAUGGCUAUGCUAGAGGCUUCCAUGGACAGAGCAGAGAGGGACCUCAUGGCCCCCAGGAAGCCAUUCCCCGCAGCAGCCCACCCCAUGUGUCAUCUUAA
Messenger RNA from Dipodomys ordii (Ord's kangaroo rat), 4220 nucleotides. RefSeq names its product serine/arginine repetitive matrix protein 2 (gene Ccdc187). Gene Ontology annotation, cellular component: centrosome. The record is from RefSeq and is a predicted model, not a curated record. Gene Ontology annotation, molecular function: microtubule binding. Bases 99 to 4220 code for a protein of 1373 amino acids. Gene Ontology annotation, biological process: microtubule anchoring. NCBI's taxonomy places the organism in Eukaryota, Metazoa, Chordata, Mammalia, Rodentia, Heteromyidae. The transcript has 22 exons.